AUGCCAACACUCUGUGUUCCAUUUCAGCCCUCAAGAUUGUUCUUAGUUGUGCAGGUGGUUGAGGCGCGCGAGCUAGCAGACAAAGAUGUAAAUGGUCUAAGCGAUCCCUAUUGCGUCCUUGGAAUUGUACUGGGAUACGAUGAAUUUUCAACGUUGUCUUCGCAAGCUUCGAUUUCCAGCGAUAAUAUUGGGGGUUUGUUGCAAUUAGGCACGGAACCCACUGGUGCACUAACCGUACGGCGUUCCCGAGACUCGAUAAUUCGCCACAUGAUCACACAGGAUUCUGCAAGUCCAGUUUGUACGGCAGAUGCAGAUGUCCUUCACAAACGACUGGCUUUUAAGGGCCAUCGGAAGCCAGUAAAAGAUGUGCGUCGGACAUCGGUGAAGCUACAAACACUAAAUCCCUUUUGGGAUGAGCGGUUCCAG
This is a messenger RNA of Opisthorchis viverrini, 426 nucleotides long. RefSeq lists its product as hypothetical. Lineage: Eukaryota; Metazoa; Platyhelminthes; Trematoda; Opisthorchiida; Opisthorchiidae. The annotation marks the transcript as partial. The transcript is spliced from 2 exons. The record is from RefSeq and is a predicted model, not a curated record.